CCCCGAGCGGCUGCGCCCACGUAGCGGCCCCGGCCCGGCCUCCCCCGCGGCCCCUUCCCGCUGCGUCAUAGCGCCGCGACGCAGAGAGGGCCCGGCCGCCGCCAUGGUGCAGCUCGGUGGCUGCCUCCUGAAGGGCUACCGCGGCGGGCACGUCGUGAUCCGCUUCGCCCUCGGCGGAUGCACCAACCGGCCCUUCUUCCGCAUCGUGGCCGCGCACAGCAGGCGCGCCCGCGACGGGAAGUACCUGGAGCAGCUCGGCUGCCUCGACCCGCUGCCCAACGCCCACGGCGAGAGGGUGGCGGGGCUGAACCUGGAGCGGCUGCGCCACUGGCUGGGCUGCGGCGCACAGCUCUCCCGGCCCGCUGAGAAGCUGCUGGGUCUGGCGGGGUUCCUGCCGCUUCACCCCAUGACGGUGACCGGCGCCGAGAGGCUGAGGCGACGGCGGCGGGCGCAGGAGGCCGUCGCGCCCCCGGCGGACGGCUCGGCCGGGCCCGGCGACGCGCCCUGAGAGGCCGUGGCCGAGGGGUUGCCGGCCAACCAUGACAGCGGGCCCUACCCCCAUCAGCGCACCGGACCGCAUUAAAGCGUCCUUUGUACACUCUA
Phalacrocorax carbo (great cormorant) is the source of this 603-nucleotide messenger RNA. The record is from RefSeq and is a predicted model, not a curated record. NCBI's taxonomy places the organism in Eukaryota, Metazoa, Chordata, Aves, Suliformes, Phalacrocoracidae.